GGAACAAGAGGUCCCGAACUGACCAGGUUGACAGACCUUCGAGGUCUUCCUCCUCCUCCUCUAGAGGAGGAACCGUUGGCUGGAACUUUGCUCAUUCGAAGCCUGGAUCGGUUUUGGAUGAUUCGUGGGGUUUGGCUACUCUGAUGAGGCAUAUGAAGAGUACCGGGUGUUCCCUCCCCUCGAUCUCCAAUCUCACGCACAAGGAUGAGUAUGUUGAUAUUGCCCAUCACAUGGGUCAGCUGGCUGGCGCUAUUAACAGGGCUCAGUUCAAGUUUGAGGACGCCGUACACAAUGCCCCCAGUGCUGAGGAAUUAGCUCAGGUCACUGAACUGGUCAAGGCCAACAAGACUGAGCUCAAUCAGACUCGGGCUCUGAUCUCGGAUCUCCAAGCUGAGGUAAAGAGACUUGGCUCCAAAUGCGAUGCUCAGCAAGGGACAAUCGAGAGCCAGUUGAUUGACCUCCAGGUAAAGAAUAGGAAGAUUGGGGAUUUGGAUGCUGCUCGGAAGAUAGCCGAGUAUCAAGUCAAGGAGCUGAUUGCUUCAACCCAGAGCAGCCAGAAGAACAAGGAAGCUGAGGUCAGGCUAGCCGUCCGGAGAGGAAAGAAGGAGGUAGCUGAUGCCUAACAAAGUUCUGGUUGUUGUCAAGGAGAAGUUCUCCAAGAAGAAGGACGAAGUCGAUCUCCUGGUUCAUGCUCAAGAGAUUCAAGCCAACACCGAGCUCCUGAAAGACAUGCUGGAUGGCGAGAUUAAGAGUACUCAAGACGAGUAUGAUCGCUUGGUGGCCAUGAUGCCGGAGGCUGUUGCGGCAUACGAGAAGGCUCAGGUCUCGGAUUUCUCGAUCGGCAAGCUCCCUCUUCCCCAACUCUCUGAGAGCUCAGGUACUUUCGAGGUUAAUAUGUUUAAUCUCUCCUUUUCUGGAGAGUUCGGUUCUAAUUUGGGAUUGGUGGGUUCUUACUCAGCCCCAGUCGAAGCCGCCCCUGGAGGUAGCGACAAGGAGAUGGAGGAGGAGGUUCCUGAGGAGGAAGAUCCGGCUGGUAAGGGAGCUGAGAAGAGCUCGGAUGACAAGGAAGUUUAAGAGCUGAGGCUCUUUCAUGUGUUUCUAGGAUUUCCGCCCAAUGGGCUUUGAUUUCUUUUGUUUUUAAGACUUAUGGCCUGAGGAGGCUUUUAAACCUUUAUCUGUUCGUACUUUGAAUCUUUG
Messenger RNA from Raphanus sativus (radish), 1197 nucleotides. RefSeq lists its product as uncharacterized. Lineage: Eukaryota; Viridiplantae; Streptophyta; Magnoliopsida; Brassicales; Brassicaceae. The transcript is spliced from 2 exons. The coding region runs from base 144 to 623 and encodes 159 amino acids. The record is from RefSeq and is a predicted model, not a curated record.